Molecule: messenger RNA, 387 nt
Organism: Penicillium oxalicum
Lineage: Eukaryota; Fungi; Ascomycota; Eurotiomycetes; Eurotiales; Aspergillaceae
Exons: 3
Coding region: 1-387 (128 amino acids)
Source: RefSeq, a predicted model, not a curated record
AUGUUCGGAAGCGGUUUCUUCAAUUGGUUUUCCAACUCUUCCGCCAAGCAGGAGCCCACCACCAAUGCUGCUGCCUGGGAUCUCUCCAUGGCAUCCGUUCAAACCCAACAGCCCACCAGCCCCGAGGCUCCCUCUACUGACCGAGUCGCGACCGAGCAGUCCAGCUCCCAGGAGAAUGCGAUGAAGCUCCGUGGCGGUGGUGCUGGCGAUGUGUGCUGCGGCGUUCUCGGUCUUGAGAUAAACCACAUGUCGGCUGACCUGACAAUAGCUGCACCGGCCUUCUUUGCUUCGAAUGUUGCGAAUGCUGCUGCUGCUGCUGACCGUGCAGCACGGCGUGAUUGGUCCCCGACAAGGGACUAUCUUAUUGAAAGCUUCAAAUUGAAGUGA